UCACAUUGUUAGCUAUUGCAUACCUUUUAAGUGACUGCAACAUGUACUAGCUACAGUAGCUUGACAGUCAUAUACAUUUGAGUGUUAGCUUUCUUGUGUGGUUUACUCCAAGACCGUCAAUUCUCUUUAGUGUUUGCCAAUGUUGGAGGUGUAACUGGGGUCUGUCCCUGGAAAAAGGUGUAGAGGAUGGCACAAGUGAAAGUGCAGACUGCAGCGUCCCUUUCUGGGCCGGGCCUGUCCCCCAUUGUGUCCCCUUCUGCCAUGCCCAGCACCGGACCCCACAGUCUGCAGCCUGCCAUGCCCAGCACCGGAACCCACAGUCUGCAGCCUGCCAUGCCCAGCACCGGAACCCACAGUCUGCAGCCUGCCAUGCCCAGCACCGGACCCCACAGUCUGCAGCCUGCCAUGCCCAGCACCGGACCCCACAGUCUGCAGCCUGCCAUGCCCAGCACCGGACCCCACAGUCUGCAGCCUGCCAUGCCCAGCACCGGACCCCACAGUCUGCAGCCUGCCAUGCCCAGCACCGGACCCCACAGUCUGCAGCCUGCCAUGCCCAGCACCGGACCCCACAGUCUGCAGCCUGCCAUGCCCAGCACCGGACCCCACAGUCUGCAGCCUGCCAUGCCCAGCACCGGACCCCACAGUCUGCAGCCUGCCAUCAACAGCACAGUUCCAGCCCCAACGCCAGGCUGUCCCUGCCCUGCAGCUGGUUUUGAGGAUUCUACUGUUUGUGCAAAUCCUCCAGCUUCUCUCGAGGAAGACAUGGCAAACACCAAAGAGAAAACUCCCAUGUGUCUGGUGAAUGAGUUAGCCCGUUUCAACAGGAUCCAGCCUCAGUACAAGCUUCUGCGCGAACAAGGGCCAGCCCACUCUAAGAUCUUCACUGUGCAGCUGUGUCUGGGGGAGCAGCUUUGGGAAGCAGAGGGCACCAGCAUCAAAAAGGCCCAGCACUCCACAGCCUCCAAGGCCCUGAAUGAGUCCACCCUGCCCAGGCCCUCCCCUCGCUCGCCCAGAGUGGACAUCAACAGCAACCCAGGUAGUAUCACCCCCACAGUGGAGCUGAAUGGACUGGCGAUGAAAAGAGGAGAGCCAGCCAUCUACAGACCCCUGGACCCGAAACCCAUGCCCAACUACAGAGCCAACUACAAUUUCAGAGGAAUGUUCAAUCAGAGGUACCAUUACCCAGUGCCUAAGAUAUUCUACGUGCAGCUGACUGUGGGGACGAGCGAGUUUAUCGGAGAAGGGCGGACACGUCAGGCAGCUCGACACAAUGCCGCCAUGAAAGCCCUCCAAGCUCUGCGUGACGAGCCCAUUCCGCCAAAAGCGCCUCAGAGAGCGGAGGAGAAGAACGAGGUGGAGGAAACCAGCGAUGCCAACAAGUCGGAGAUCAGCCUGGUGUACGAGAUUGCGCUCAAGCGGAACAUGCCCGUCAGCUUUGAGGUCCUGAAGGAGAACGGCCCCCCACACAUGAAGAGCUUCUUCACCCGGGUCACUGUGGGCGAGUUCUCAGGAGAGGGAGAGGGGAACAGCAAGAAGCUCUCCAAAAAGAGGGCAGCCCUCUCCGUCUUGCAGGACCUGAAGAAACUGCCACCCCUCCCGGUGGUGGAGAAGCCAAAGCUGCAUUACAAGAAACGGCCCAAGUCUAUUUUAAAGACGGGGCCGGAGUACGGGCAGGGCAUGAACCCCAUCAGCCGCCUGGCCCAGAUCCAGCAGGCCAAGAAGGAGAAGGAGCCUGAGUACGUGCUGCUGUCGGAGAGAGGGAUGCCUCGUCGCCGUGAGUUCAUCAUGCAGGUGAAAGUAGGCGAUGAGCUGACCACAGGGACGGGGCCCAAUAAGAAAGUGUCCAAGAGGAAUGCAGCAGAGGCUAUGCUGCUCCAGCUGGGAUACAAGGCCUCCAGCACUGUACAGACUCCUCCUGAUCAGAUGGACAACAAAGGCUGGAAUGGACAAAAGGCCGCUUUUCCCGAAGCAACAACUCAAAAGGGAAUCCUCCAUCUGUCCCCUGACGUCUACCAGGAGAUGGAGGCCAGCAGGAGCAAAGCCGGGCCGGGAGCCCCAGUAAACUACCUGACUAACAACGACAACUGCCAGGGUGCUGGCCCCUUCUACCACAGCCCCAGCACCACCGCUGCCAUGGCCAGGGAGCUGCUGCUCAACGGGUCCUCCCCCACAGCGGAAGCCAUGGGCCUGAAGGGCAGGCCACCUGCUCUGGCCUGCUCCUCUGUACAGCCGUCUCAGCAGCUGGACUACUUGGCCCAUGUUCAAGGCUUCCAGGUGCUGUAUAACGAUGGGCAAAGUGGCAAAGAUUUCAUCACCUACCUGACUCUGUCCCCUGUGCAGAUGACCUUCACUGGAAUUGGGACCUCCAUUGAGGCUAGCCAUGACCAGGCUGCUCUAAGUGCCUUGAAACAGCUGUCGGAACAAGGACUAGACCCGGUGGAUGGACCAAUCAAAGUGGAGAAUGGAUCACGGGAAAAAUAUGCACAGGCAGAACUACAAGCGAAACAUCUGGGGGAGAGGACGGACAAUAAACAGACUAACUCAGGCACUGCCGCUCAGGACUGCAAGGAUUCAAAGGCCGUCGUCUAGGAGCGGCGACCACUGCAUCCUUAUAAACCUGUCAACACGCAAUAGGGUGGAUGUGUACCAGGAAAUGACUGACUAAACGCCAUUAUUUGAGUCUAUGUGAAGACAACACUAUCCUAACACAUUACAUUUAUUGAUCAUUUAUAUGUAAUUCCAGUAAUUAUGAAAACAACCAGUGAAUGAAUUCAUGCAUGGUACUGUUAAAAUAAGGGAAAUCAAACAGAAUAUGCAUAGAGAAUUUUCCCUUUCGAUAGAUAUUUUUUUCAGUUUGCUGCCCUGUGGCAUGGUUAAAGAAAUAAAAGAAAAAGGACAUCAUGCCACUUAUUGAAAACAGAAAGGUAUAGUGAGCAAGACCACACUAGCACAGCUUAUUUUUUGUGGUUUUCAUUACUUUUUUUAUUACUCUAUGAAUAACAAUGCUUGAGUAUUUAAAGAUUAACCAAUGGCAGUGCUGUGAAAGUUGUAGUUGUUGUCUUCAUAUAUAGUCACCCAGCUUACCUUUUAUGCAGACAUUAAGCAUUCAUAUAUCUAUAUGGAUAUGUAUGACUUGCAGAAUACCAUAUGCAAAAAAAAUUUAAAAAACGGAUAAAAAUAAGAUAUAUAUUGACAACAAAACUAAAAUUGAUUGUGAAGUUCAUGAACUGAUGUUAGAAGUAUUGAAUAGAGGUGCUUCCUCCUGGAUUAGGAGCUGGGGUGGCUGAUCUGGGUGAACCUGACCUCUAACAUGGUUCCCCCCCUGGAAAUAGAAUUACUAGAAUGCUUCUGGUUAUAAAGCAAACUGAGGAAAGCUAGAACCGGGCGGCCAUAUUGAAUAGCAUUAAAUUGAAAUAUUUUCCUUGAACUAAAAUGUUACUAUUCUGCAAUAGAAGCUGCUGCGAUUCUAGAAUUGCUAUGCCUUGUGUGUAUAUCCUGUCUUGAUGGGAUUGGGUAGUUUUAAGCAAGUUAAAUAGAGCUUUUGACCAGGUCUAGUAAAUCUAUAUCUAUGGUUUUUCUCUUUUCCACCCAGUUUUGUCAAACACAUCUACACCCAUUUUGUGUGUUGUAUUGACCCACCAGUGCAUCAACUGAGUGUUUUUAAUGACUGCAUUCCGACCCACAACAACGUCAAGAAGGGGAAGUACAUUGGAUAUUCACAUGGAAAUCCUGAAAGAAAAUGUCUGGGAAAAAAAAGUGUUCAAACGUAACAAGUUCAAUAAUGAGCAGUAUGUCAUCUGACUGUGGAUAUAUUGUAUAAUAACAAACUGUCUGUUACUGAAAUGGCCAAAUGCAGUAAAAGCUCCUCAGUUCAUGUUGAAA
This is a messenger RNA of Conger conger (European conger), 3882 nucleotides long. RefSeq names its product staufen double-stranded RNA binding protein 2 (gene stau2). The transcript has 15 exons. Lineage: Eukaryota; Metazoa; Chordata; Actinopteri; Anguilliformes; Congridae. The record is from RefSeq and is a predicted model, not a curated record. Bases 187 to 2589 code for a protein of 800 amino acids.